UUUGAAAUAUUUUCUUAUAAUUUUAUUCUUAAACAUCAAUCAAAUAACUGGUACAGAUGAAAAGUUGAUUUUGUCGAAUAAUAUCGAUCAAGAUUGGUGGAAAACAACGGUAUUCUAUCAAAUUUAUCCAAGAUCAUUUCAAGAUAGUGAUGGAGACGGUGUUGGAGACUUAAAUGGAAUUAGACAACGGUUAGGGCACCUAAGUCAAUUAGGUAUCACUGCAACAUGGUUGUCACCAAUUUACAAAUCGCCAAUGGCCGAUCAUGGGUACGAUAUAAGUGAUUUCCGUGCAAUCGAUCCAUUAUUUGGUACUAUGAAUGAUUUUGAUAAGUUAAUAAGGGAAGCAAAUGGAUUGGAUAUAAAAAUCAUAAUGGAUUUUGUACCGAAUCAUUCGAGCGAUGAACACGAAUGGUUCGAAAAAUCUGUAAAACGGAUUGACCCGUAUACGGAUUAUUAUGUUUGGCAUGAUGGAAAAAUUGUGAAUGGAACACGACAACCGCCAAAUAAUUGGACCAGUGAAAUGGCACAUUCAAGUGCUUGGGAAUGGCAUUCAGAACGUAAACAAUAUUAUUAUCAUCAAUUUACAGUGAAACAGCCUGAUUUGAACUAUCGCAAUCCAAAAGUAGUUCAAGAAAUGAAAGAUAUCUUAAUAUUUUGGAUGAAAAAAGGUGUCGCUGGUUUUCGUGUAGAUGCAAUUUCUCCAUUAUUUGAAGAUGAGCAACUUCGAGACGAGCCGGUAACCAAUAAACCAGAUUGUCCUGUUCCAUCAGAUAAAUGUUAUAAAUAUCCAAUUUAUACGCGAAAUCUGCCAGAAACAUUUGAUAUGGUUGUACAAUGGCGAGAUGUUUUAAAAGAAUAUGCAGCAAAAACUGAUAAUGUUUCGAAGGUAAUGAUGGUGGAAUCAUAUGAGAGUCCACCAUUGGUAAUGAAGUAUUAUGGUAACUCAACUCAUGAUGGUGCAUGUUUCCCAUUUAAUUUUCAAUUCAUUCCAAAUGUAACCAUAGAUUCCAACGCUCAUGAAUACAAAGCAUUAAUUGAUAAAUGGAUGGAUAAUUUGCCAGAAGGCCGUGUAGCUAAUUGGGUUUUAGGGAAUCAUGACAGACAUCGUGUUGGUACCCGACUUGGUCCAGAACGAAUUGACUCAUUAAAUAUGCUUAUUAUGACCUUACCCGGAGUGGGAGUUACUUAUCAAGGUGAAGAAAUUGGUAUGGAAGAUGGUUUUGUGUCAUGGGAAGAUACUCAAGAUCCAAAUGCCUUAAAUGCGGGAGAAGAGCUGUAUCUAAAUUAUACACGUGAUCCAGAACGUACACCAUUCCAUUGGGAUGGUACAAAAAAUGCUGGAUUCAGUACAGCAAAUAAAACUUGGCUACCGGUUAGUGAGAAAUACAAGGAAACGAAUGUUAAACUGCAAUCUAAUGGAAGUAUUGAGUCACACUUAGAAGUUUAUCGACAAUUAAUACAAUUACGAGUUGAAUCAAGCUUAAAAUUUGGUGAAUUGGAAACCCUAGUCCUUAAUGAUAAUGUGUUAAUUGUCGUACGGAUACUUAAGGAAAACAAAACUAUUGUAUCAAUAUUAAAUUUGGGUAAAAAUUUGGAAAAUAUUAAAUUAAACGAUAUCAAAUCAUUUCCGAGUAAAGCAAUAUUACAAAUAAAUUCCGUUGGAGCAAAUUAUAAAACUGGGUAUGUAGUAACACGAGACUCGGUAUUACCAUUGAAACCAUACGAAGGCUAUGUAUUUCUUGAAUUUAAUAAUUAAUUAAUAAAAAAAUUUCCUUAAU
Molecule: messenger RNA, 1778 nt
Organism: Chrysoperla carnea
Lineage: Eukaryota; Metazoa; Arthropoda; Insecta; Neuroptera; Chrysopidae
Product: maltase A1-like
Exons: 7
Coding region: 254-1756 (500 amino acids)
Biological process (GO): carbohydrate metabolic process
Source: RefSeq, a predicted model, not a curated record